CAGCGGAAGUAUCCCGAUUUAACUCGAAAGUUUGUGAAAGAAACUUUGGUGCAGGAGACGGGCGUGCAUUCCUCUUCACGUGCGCGUUUCAGAGUUUUCCACAUUAAAAAAAGAGCCGCUCCGCGCGCGAGCCUCUGCUCCCGGAGUUUCCCGGGUUUUUUUGCGGGGUUUUGGUUCCUUUUCUGCGCCGCGCGCGCGCCGGUCUCAUCGGGACGGAGGCGCGAUGGAGCCGCGCCGUUAGGAGCUGAGAGCUGCUCCAUCCCGCCCGGAGGCCAUGGGCUGCGGCUUGCGGAAACUCGAGGACCCGGAGGACAGCAGUCCCGGGAAGAUCUACUCCAGCCUGAGGAGGCCGCUGGUGGAGACCAGGACGGAGAGCGCCUACGACUACGUCCUGCUGGACUUCAGCCUGGAAGGAAGUCGUCCGACCGUCCAGUUGUUGUCCUCGCUGUUGGAGCUCCCCCAGGCGCUGCAGCCCUACUACACCCAGGGCUUUGUGCUGGCUGCCCUUCACCCCAUCAUCCUGUCUGUGGGCCGGACGCGCUCGCUGCCCUUCAGCUUGCUCUACCGCACCAUCCUGGUCCGCCCCAGAACCAGUAGAAAGGCGGCGCCCGUGUGUCACAGCGUGCCAACACUGCGGGUGGAGGAGUGGCCUCUUCCUGGAGACUCGUUGACGGGGGACACCGUGCGAGCGCUCAUCGACAGGGUCAACAGCAGUGCUCGCGGCGGCGUUCGGUUUGUCGGCUCCAUCCUCCAGCAGGUCAGCGGGAUCAACAGCCAGGCGACCGGCUCACCCCCACAGACCCCGCCCUCAGACAGAGAGCUGGAGAACACCUUCAGUCCAGACCUGAAGCUGCUGGUCUUCUUCCACUCAUGGGAUCCAGGUUGUGCUUCUCUGGACUCUGUGUGCUGUCAAUACCACCAGGGGGCGCUUUCCAUGCGAGUCUCCAAGAAGGGCCCCGUGGUCAGCGCCCUCGAGGCCGACUGGCUGGAGCUGACAGCCACGUACUACCGCAGAGGCUGGUCCCUGGUGGACUCCUUCGUGUACUGGGACACGCUGAAAGGUGAGCCGGUUCCGCGGUCUCUGGAGGGUCUGUUUGUGUACGAGGAGAGGAGCGCGUCUCCCUCUGCCAACGACACCAUCGUGGUGGAGCAGUGGACUGUCAUUGAGGGCUGCAGUGUAAAGACAGAUUAUGGCCCCCUCCUGCACACUCUGGCCGAGUUUGGCUGGCUGCUCACCUGUGUGCUGCCCACGCCCAUCAUCCGCCAUGACAGUGACGGGAAUCUGGCCACCAAGCAGGUUGUGUUUCUGCAGCGACCCACCAGAAACCCAGCAGCUGCUCUCACCAGGAAAGAGGACGUGUGCAGUGGUGUGGCGAGCUCCGUGGCUGCAGGCUCCUCCCCCACAGGCAGCCUGUCAUCUGCUGCAGGAGGCAGUGGGGGCUUCCCAGUGUUUGGAGGGGGCUAUCCCAGCUCCAUGCCCCAGAUGGAGGAAGGUUUCGACCAAGAGGAAGGGAAGGUGGAGGUGACGUGCAUGUGAGCGGGAGGGCGGAGUCCAGAGGAACGCUGUUCCUUUCAGAUGUUCUGAUAAAGAAAUGCAAAUUUCUGAGUGUCUUCUGCUGGGCUGCAGAAAACUGGACUUCAGGUCAACAACCAUCCUUUAAUCAUGCCUCCUGAUGCACCACGUCCUGUUGUUAAGCUAGCUGCUCAUCCCCCUCCCAGAACCGCUCUGGUUUCCCAGAUCUCCUCCUUCUUUCUCCAUGUACUUCAGAAAUGUUGCUGACUGUCAGGAAACCUUCUCUGUUGAAUUGAGAUUAAAGCAGCAGACUCGGUUCCUGAACACACCUUUCAGUAUGUACACACACUUUGUAAACGCUCUCCUCCUUCAGAAUAAAAGCUGCAGCUCUCA
Oryzias melastigma (Indian medaka) is the source of this 1906-nucleotide messenger RNA. It is a transcript of the gene rftn2, whose product is annotated as raftlin family member 2. Bases 275 to 1537 code for a protein of 420 amino acids. The record is from RefSeq and is a predicted model, not a curated record. NCBI's taxonomy places the organism in Eukaryota, Metazoa, Chordata, Actinopteri, Beloniformes, Adrianichthyidae. The transcript is spliced from 9 exons.